UUCGAUGACAUGGGAACUUUGUUUCGUUUUCACUGUAAGGAAAGCAAAAGCCAACCUUUCCUCCAAGAAAAUUAUUCAACUUUGGCUCUCCCACAAUUUCCUUGUGGUUUCCGUCUCUUUGAAUAUUAAUUUGAUCUUAUCAAAGACUACAAUUUUUGAUCGGCAGGCUCCUUUUGCAGGCCUUCUUCCUCCCUCGGGAACUUUACUCUUGUGUGUGUCUUCCUUUGUUUCGUAAAACCUCAGCUAGUCAUGGACUCAGAUUUUGAGAAAGAGAGCGAAAGAAAGAGAAGAAAGGUAGAAGGAGAACCACAACCAAGCAGAAUGGAAAGUCUGCCACACGAACUGAUCCUCGAUAUAGUUUCAGGGCUUCCUGUGUCAUCCUUGGUGCAAUUCAAGUCUGUAUGCAAAGGUUGGAGCAAGUUAGCAGGAGAUCCUGAUCUUGUUAGUAUGCACGGUACGCGCAUGGCUGAGAACAAUCCAUGCCUCAUCUUCCACUGCGAUUAUCCUCUCAAGAACCAUCUUUACUUUUUAGAGCUCCCAGCUUGCAUCGAAAAGAAGGAAAAGGUGAAAAAGCUUCGUGUGCCUUUCUGGAGUGCGAUGCCCGAGUUUGAUGUGGUAGGCUCAUGUAACGGUUUGCUCUGCUUAUCUGAUUCAUUAUUUAGUGAUGCACUCUACAUAUAUAACCCUUUCACCAGUAAUUACCAAGAGCUUCCUAAAUCCAUACAAUACUUGAAUCAAGAGUUAGUUUUUGGAUUCGGGUUUCACCCCACGACCAAGGAAUACAAGGUGAUUAGGAUAGUCUAUUAUAAGAAUACAGAUAGAGGUGGCAACCGGCGUGCCUAUAGACUCGCUAACAUGAAGUCAGAUGUUCAGAUUUUCACUUUGGGUUGCUCAAACUGGAGAAGUAAGGGAAAGGUUGCUUAUCAUCUUCUUCAGUCUCCAUCACAAGUCUUGGUUAAUGGAAGACUUCAUUGGGUCACUUGGCCUCGCAGAAACGACCCAAGGCGCAGCAUCAUCUCGUUUGACUUAGCAGAAGAGCAAUUCCAGGAAGUCCUAACACCUGAUUGCUAUACUUUAAACAGGCGCAAGUAUCAUCUGGUGGUUCUAGGAGGUUGCCUUUCUGCUGCGGUUUAUUGUAACUAUGGGAGAUUGGAGAUUUGGGUAAUGAGAGAGUAUGGUGUGAAGGAGUCUUGGAACAAGAAAUUCAGCAUAGGAAACUACGUGCCUAAGGGACUUGAAAAGGAUGUGAACCAAUCUUUCAAGAUUUCUAAGAUUAUUUCCAAAGGAAGGUUUGUUCGCGUUCUAUGCAUCUUGAAGAAUGGCGAGAUCUUGUUGGAGUACAAAAGCAGAGCUCUGGUCUCCUAUGACCCAAUAAGUGGGAAAUUUAAAGACCUUAUGUAUCAGGCUAUACCUAAGUGGUUUCAAGCAGUUGUUCAUGUGGGUAGCCUCAACUGGAUUUGACUGGUGCCAGAAGUGCCAAAAUGGUAAAGUGGAUGAUGGUUCUUUCCCUCAGACUUUGCUUCUAACUGAAAUCGACCAUUCGUUAUUUUCUGUAUAUUGGCUCCCUCUUUUUGAUCAGGUUUUGCAUUUUCCAUCUCCAAUGCCUCGCAGGUAUGUGACUGUGAACAUAUGAAUGUGACAUCUGAGAUCUGUGAUUGUAAAAUUGAAGUCAUAAAUGUGAAAACCCAAUUACAUAUA
Messenger RNA from Juglans microcarpa x Juglans regia, 1698 nucleotides. RefSeq names its product F-box protein At3g07870-like. Gene Ontology annotation, molecular function: protein binding. The record is from RefSeq and is a predicted model, not a curated record. The transcript has a single exon. NCBI's taxonomy places the organism in Eukaryota, Viridiplantae, Streptophyta, Magnoliopsida, Fagales, Juglandaceae. The coding region runs from base 250 to 1461 and encodes 403 amino acids.